AUGAAGCCUGUUGGCUUAAAGGGUGUCCGGGUUUGUGUGCCUAAGAGCCCUGUACGCCUAGAAGCUCAGCCAUGUUCGUUAGGCCAGAGUAGAAGGAAAGGCAGGUUUAAGGAUGAAGGGCCAUUUUCUCUUACAAUCGGCAACGGAGACUACUUUUGGACAAAUAAAGACAUAUUGUGGAAUUAUGUGCAGACUCUUUCUGAUCAGGGAGCAGAGAAACAUGAAGGGACGAGUCAGUCCUCUGGGAUCACCGAUCAAGAGAAGGAGUUGUCCACCAGUGCUUUCCAGGCUUUCACAGCUGGAAAUUAUGAUGCCUGUCUGCAACACCUUGCCUGCCUACAAGAAGUGAACAAAGAUGAUUAUAAAAUAAUUUUGAAUACAGCAGUGGCUGAGUUUUUUAAAAGUAACCAAAUGACAACAGACAGUUUGAGACAAACACUUAACCAACUGAAGAAUCAGGUCCACUCAGCUGUCGAAGAAAUGGAUGGCUUAGACGACGUGGAGAACAGCAUGUUGUAUUACAAUCAGGCAGUCUUUCUGUAUCAUCUGCGGCAGUACUCAGAGGCCAUAGCAGUUGGUGAAAAGCUCUACCAGUUCAUAGAACCUUUUGAAGAAAAAUUUGCCCAAGCAGUGUGUUUUUUGCUUGUAGACCUAUAUAUAUUAACCUAUCAAGCUGAGAAAGCUUUGCAUCUUCUUGCUGUCCUAGAAAAAAUGAUUUCACAGGGUAACAAUAACAAAAAUGGGAAGAAUGAGACUGGUAACAACACCAACAAAGACGGAUCUAAUCACAAAGCUGAAAGUGGAGCCCUAAUAGAAGCUGCAAAAUCAAAGAUACAUCAGUAUAAAGUACGAGCUUAUAUCCAAAUGAAGUCCCUGAAAGCGUGCAAAAGGGAAAUCAAGUCGGUCAUGAACACAGCUGGAAAUUCUGCCCCCUCUCUGUUUCUUAAAAGCAAUUUUGAGUACUUAAGAGGCAAUUAUCGAAAAGCUGUGAAGCUGUUAAAUAGUUCAAACAUUGCUGAGCAUCCAGGAUUCAUGAAAACAGGUGAAUGCUUGAGAUGCAUGUUCUGGAAUAAUCUUGGUUGUAUCCAUUUUGCCAUGAGCAAGCACAAUUUGGGAAUUUUCUACUUUAAAAAGGCCCUCCAGGAGAACGACAAUGUUUGUGCACAGCUCAGUGCAGGCAGCACUGAUCCAGGUGAGCUCAUUGCUGGAAGACAGUUCGUAUUUGACCGCCUGAGGAGGUCAAGCGACGGACAGUCUUCAGCCAUUCCUGUAGCCAGCAUGGAGUUUGCAGCCAUCUGUCUCCGAAACGCCUUGCUGCUCUUACCGGAAGAACAGCAAGAUCCGAAGCAGGAAAAUGGGUCUAAAAAUAGUAACCAAUUAGGUGGGAACACGGAGAGCGGCGAAAGCGGCGAAACUUGCAGCAGUAAAAGCCAUGAUGGAGAUAAGUUCAUUCCAGCUCCACCUUCCUCUCCAUUGAGAAAACAGGAAUUAGAAAACUUAAAAUGCUCCAUACUUGCCUGCAGUGCUUACGUGGCUCUGGCUUUAGGUGAUAACCUUAUGGCUUUGAAUCACGCAGAUAAACUUCUUCAGCAGCCCAAGCUGUCAGGAUCCCUUAAGUUUUUGGGCCAUUUAUAUGCUGCAGAAGCCCUCAUCUCUCUGGACAGGAUAUCUGAUGCCAUUACUCACUUGAACCCCGAGAAUGUCACUGAUGUUUCCUUGGGCAUCUCUUCAAAUGAACAGGACCAAGGAUCGGACAAAGGUGAAAAUGAAGCAAUGGAAUCCUCUGGGAAGCGGGCUCCCCAGUGCUACCCCAGUUCCGUCACCUCUGCCAGGACCGUGAUGCUGUUCAAUCUCGGCAGCGCCUACUGUCUGCGGAGCGAAUACGACAAGGCUCGAAAGUGUCUGCACCAGGCGGCUUCGAUGAUCCACCCUAAGGAGGUGCCCCCUGAAGCCAUCUUACUGGCAGUCUACCUGGAGCUGCAAAAUGGUAACACCCAGCUGGCCUUACAGAUCAUCAAAAGGAAUCAGCUGCUUCCUGCGGUGAAAACACUGUCUGAGAUGAGAAAGAAGCCAGUGUUCCAGCCUGUCCACCCGGUCCAGCCCAUCCAAAUGCCGGCUUUCACUGCACACAGAAAGUGA
Puma concolor (puma) is the source of this 2139-nucleotide messenger RNA. NCBI's taxonomy places the organism in Eukaryota, Metazoa, Chordata, Mammalia, Carnivora, Felidae. The record is from RefSeq and is a predicted model, not a curated record.